AUGGAAACACUCUCGUUCGAAAUUCAAAUUCACGCAAAGACCGUCCGCAGGAAAGGAGAGUCGGGGUUCCUUAAAAAAAACCCUCACAUAAUCAAAUAUCCUUCGCCCGCCGCGGUCCGCUUAAACUCUCGUUGGAAAACGCGCCGCGACCGAGGCCGAGCGUCGUCGUCGGUUAGAAUGGCGCGAGGAGGGGAGCGUCGCGGGUUGUGCGGCGCAGGGCGAAUUCGGCGCGGCGCGGGCGCGGAGGCCGCGCGGGGAGAGGGAAGCGGGGGAGAUACGCGGACGCGCCGAAAUGCUGAUAGCCCCCCGCGCCCCUCGCCCUCCUGCACCCCGCUGCCGCUCCGUCGUCGCUUGGGCAAUUCG
Molecule: messenger RNA, 363 nt
Organism: Iphiclides podalirius (scarce swallowtail)
Lineage: Eukaryota; Metazoa; Arthropoda; Insecta; Lepidoptera; Papilionidae
Source: the annotation of a GenBank genome assembly